Molecule: messenger RNA, 1340 nt
Organism: Brachypodium distachyon (stiff brome)
Lineage: Eukaryota; Viridiplantae; Streptophyta; Magnoliopsida; Poales; Poaceae
Product: peroxidase A2
Exons: 4
Coding region: 222-1217 (331 amino acids)
Biological process (GO): response to oxidative stress; hydrogen peroxide catabolic process
Molecular function (GO): heme binding; peroxidase activity
Source: RefSeq, a predicted model, not a curated record
CAAAUUAUUGGGUCAUCCUUCGGAUCCAAGCAAAGGGCCUCUCGUGAGCAUGCACCAACGCCACAGCUAUAAAACUUGUUCCCUGAGACCGGGAGAAGGGAGAUUGUCAUGUGAACCACCGGGUCACAUGCAUGCAGAGUGAGACUAGCUAGCCCCUGCUCCCACACCAGCAAGCACGUACGCACGUGUCGACCAGAUCGACUUCCAUUGCAGCAAAGAAGAUGCAGGCAAUUCGUGCCGUCCUUCUGGGCAUCGCCGUCGUGCUCGGCCUGGGCGGCGUCCCCGGCGGCGAGGCGCAGCUGGACGAGAAGUUCUACGACGGCUCGUGCCCGGGCGUGCACAGGAUCGUGCGGCGGGUGCUGAAGGAGGCGCACCAGGCCGACGUGCGCAUCUACGCCAGCCUCACCCGCCUCCACUUCCACGACUGCUUCGUCCAGGGAUGCGACGGGUCGAUCCUGCUGGACAACAGCACGAGCAUCGUGUCGGAGAAGUUCGCGAAGCCGAACAACAACUCGGUGCGGGGGUACACGGUGGUGGACGCCGUCAAGGCGGCGCUGGAGGAGGCCUGCCCCGGCGUCGUCUCCUGCGCCGACAUCCUCGCCGUCGCCGCCAAGAUCUCUGUCGAACUGUCCGGAGGCCCCCGGUGGCGCGUCCCGCUGGGCCGGCGCGACGGCACCACGGCCAACCUCACGGCCGCGAACCACGUCCUCCCGAGCCCGCGCGACAACAUCACCAUGCUCCAGCGCAAGUUCCGCGCCGUGGGCCUCGACGACACCGACCUCGUCGCCCUCUCAGGGGCGCACACGUUCGGGCGGGCGCAGUGCCAGUUCGUGACGGACAGGCUCUACAACUUCAGCAAGACGGGGAAGCCGGACCCGACCAUGGACGCGGGCUACCGGGUGCAGCUGGCCAGGAGCUGCCCGCGGCGGCACGGGAACAGGACGGCGCUCCGCGACCUCGACCCGGCCACGCCCGACGCCUUCGACAAGAGCUACUUCACCAACCUCCAGGCCAGCCGCGGGUUCCUCCAGUCCGACCAGGAGCUGUUGUUGGCGCCCGGCGCGCCCACGGCGGCCAUCGUCGCCCGCUUCGCCGGCAGCGAGAAGGCCUUCUUCAGGAGCUUCGCUUCGUCCAUGGUCAACAUGGGGAACAUCAGGCCGCUCACGGGUGGCCAGGGAGAGGUCCGGAAGAAUUGCUGGAAGGUUAAUGGAAGCUAGCUAGGGAGUGAUCGAGAUACAUAUGUACCAUCCACUAUAUAUAUGAUGCAUACAAUCAUGCAUGUACCGAUGUACGUAGUUAAAACUCUUUAAUUUAUGAAUUUGAUUGCGAUUUAUGCACUA